AUAUUGCUUUUAAACAGAUUUCUAGAACAAACGCACCACAAGUCAUCAUCAUUAGUUUUGUUCAGGCCAACAAAAUAUUUUAACACCAAAUUCAUGCAAUUGGUUAAACUAGUGUUGCUGUGUUAUUACCCUUUUACAAAAUGCUAGAUGUUACAUUGACAUCAUGUUUCAGUCUUUUUUGUCAUUGCAUAACACACCAGUGUUUCAAACUUGCUCUUGGUUAUCUACAAUAAAUACCUAAAUGUUAACUGUUAGUAGCUUUUGAUUGGUUUCCAGAUGCCUCAUGAUAUCCAUGCUUUGGCAUUAAGUAUUUUCUAAAUGCACCUUGAAAGCACAUCUCCUUUUAUAGGCCUUAUAGCGGACAAAACUCGUGUUUAAUCUUUAAUCCUGUGAAGAGUGAAUGAAGAUGCUGUUUAAUUAUAUAUCAUGUAAGAUGAAAUGUAGAUUUUGUCUGGGCCCUUUGGCGACACUUGUAAGGUAUAAAUUACAUCACAUUUGAUGUGAAAGGAGCCAUUAUGGCCAACGUGCCUGCCUGUGAGCGAGGUACUUUUAUAGUCCUGUUUUGAUGUCAUUAAUAUUUUUUCCCAGAAUUCUCCUCUGAUGAGAAUAAAGCUGGGAACUUUUUAAAAGGUACCGUCCCAGUGAUAUGAAUUUCAUAUAUAUUGAACCUUGAAUGCAAGUGCAUUAGUGAUAGAGUAUUAGUGUUAGCAGCGCCAAAGUCUUGGGUUCAAACCCAGGGAACAUACACAUAGUGAUAUUUUUUUAACUUUGGAUAAAAGCGUCUACCAAGUGCAUAAAUGUAAAUCUAAAUGUUAAUAUGCAAUGUGCAAAAAAAAAAACUUAAUUUUGAAUUUUGCAGCUUUUAAAUCUUUUUAACAUAUUUGUUCCCAAAAUCAGCACAGAAAAUAUGGACAAAAAUUUAUUGAAGAAACAUACAGUAACAGCAGGGGAAAUCUACCUGGUGAAAUUCAACACUGUUGAAAGACACAAUGGCCUACCCUUCACAAUUUUUCCUUAACUUCCAUCAUGUAACCAAUGGGUCGUCUUCAGGCAGAGAGGUCGGUGGGCAUCGCUGAAGACGAACUGGAGGGUGACGACACAUCUCUGGGCAAAGGGACCGAACUUCUCCAUCCAUUCAGACUCUCACAUCCCCUAUGAGGGACAGAAACAUGGCUUCUCAUCUCAGUCUGAGCAGGAGUCGGGUGUGGCUGCGGACAUCGUUUGAAGGAUGCUUCACCCACAUGCUUCUCUUUACGCUGCUGUGUGUACCAGCCAUUGCCCAGCUGGAUUUAAACAGAUUAGAUGGUGACACGGUGUGCCCACCCAUGAAGAAUGGACAAGAUGACCUUCCAGGGUUCGAUCUGAUCACUCAGUUUCAGUUAGAUGUCAUUCCUAUGAGAGGUGUUAGAAAGGUUGAAGGUUCGACUCCUCUGCAGGUGGCGUACAGACUCGACAGGGAAGCCAACUUCCAGAUUCCAACUAGGUUGAACUUUCCAAGAGGCUUUCCCGAUGAAUAUUCCUUCAUGACCACCUUCCGCAUGAUUAAAAGCACAGUGAACAAGGUGUGGAACAUCUGGCAGGUUGUGGAUGAGGACGGUUUAAAGCAGGCCGGCAUGCGUCUCAAUGGAGACCAGCAGGCGCUGGAGUUUUUUCUCACCACUAUGGAAGGAGACCUCCAGACCGUCACGUUUCCAGGCCUCUCCGUUCUCUUCAACACCAAAUGGCACAAAGUGAUGGUUGGCGUUGAGAAGGAACUGGUGACCCUGUACGUCGACUGUCAGCCAGUGGACCAGAAACCCAUCAAGAGGAAAGGAUACGUCAACACGGAAGGAGACACUCUGAUUGGACGGCUGGAUUCGGACCCCAAUACCUCUGUAGUGUUUGAGUUGCAGUGGAUGCUGAUUCAUUGCGACCCAAAGAGAGCUCAGAGAGAAAACUGCCUUGAACUUCCUGUGACUGAGAUGUUUGCCAAUGCUGAGCCAGACCCCAAACCGAUCCCUGGACCACCCGGCCCUGAGGGUCCUGAAGGGCCUCGUGGGCCUGCUGGAGAAGAUGGACGAGAUGGUAGAGAUGGUAUUCCAGGUACCCCAGGCAUUCCCGGAACUCCGGGUGGUAAAGGUGACAAGGGUGAGAUUGGACUACCAGGACAGAGAGGACUUCCAGGGUUACAAGGACCUGUGGGGCCUAUGGGACCCAUGGGGCCACGAGGGCCAGUGGGAGAAAGAGGUCUUCCUGGUUUUCCUGGAGCAGCUGGACCCCCGGGAGCAGAAACUGUUGGACCUCCAGGAAUUCCAGGGAAACCCGGUAUCCCAGGAGAUGAAGGAAACAUUGGACCAGAGGGACCCCCGGGACCAAGAGGAGGUAUUGGCCUACCAGGACCCCCAGGACCUCCAGGACCAGCAGGAAUUCCAGGUGUUGGGAAUCCAGAAGGGAGCGGGGAAACUUGUCAGACAACAUGUCCAGCCGGACCACAGGGACUGCCCGGUCUACCAGGGAUAAAGGGACAUCGAGGUCUUCCAGGUGCAGAUGGUGUGCCAGGUAUCCAAGGUGAAAAGGGAGAACGAGGAGCCACCGGAGAGUCAGGUCCUGCUGGACGCACAGGAGAUGAUGGUCAGCGUGGGCCAAUCGGAUUUCCGGGUGCCGUUGGAGAUAAAGGAGAUCGGGGUCCUCCAGGUUUUAAUGGCAUCCCAGGACCCACUGGACCACCGGGUUCUCCAGGUGUUGAGGGCAUCAGGGGGCGACAGGGUCAUCCUGGACCUAAAGGAGAUGAUGGUGCGAUCGGAGCCCCGGGAGAGAAGGGAGAAGCUGGUGUCAAGGGUGAUGCUGGUGAGCCAGGAAAACACGGAUCUGAUGGCGAAUCAGGAGCUCCUGGAGAAAAGGGAGAGCCAGGGCUGCCUGGAGCCAUUGGUGUCCGAGGAAUUGUGGGAAUUCCUGGUUUGCCAGGAAAACAAGGACCUGUGGGAGCUGAGGGCUUGAAGGGUGAAACUGGUGCUGUAGGGGAGACCGGUCCAAUCGGUCCUCCUGGUAAAGAUGGUGCAACUGGACCUGCUGGAGAGGAUGGAGCACCAGGAGUUAAAGGAGCCACGGGUGAGGCAGGUAAACAGGGUCCGGUUGGCCCGGCGGGUCCUCCAGGAAUCCAGGGAGAUAAAGGCGAUAAAGGACUUAUGGGUCCUCGUGGCAUCAAGGGUCACACCGGUCAUAAAGGAGAGCAGGGCCCGAUAGGUCCAGUUGGUCCUAAAGGAAGUAUGGGAGAUCCAGGUGUUGGAGGGGAACCAGGCAUGAAGGGAGAUCAGGGACCUCCUGGUAUCGCUGGAAUCAAAGGAGAGAGCGGAGAAAAAGGCCAGCGAGGCGCCACAGGUGCCGAUGGUCGUCCGGGACAGCCUGGUCACGAGGGUUUGGCCGGUCCUCAGGGAGCCCGAGGUCUGGAAGGGGAAAUAGGAUUAACAGGACCACCUGGUCCCAGAGGUCUACCUGGCCUCAAGAUAAACGACGAGAAGAUUCAUGAAAUUUGCUCCGCUAUUGUUGAAGAACAUUUAGACGCCUAUAAGAAAGAAUUGGCAAAGAAACCUCAGCCGAUUGCAGCUCCUGGAGCGCCAGGACCCAUGGGGCCGCCCGGACCAGAAGGACCUGCGGGAGCUGCAGGAGUCGCUGGACCCAGAGGACUUAUGGGACCCAAGGGACUUUCAGGAUACCAUGGCCUUCCUGGAAAACCAGGGACUAAAGGUGAAGCUGGACAAAAAGGCGAUAAAGGAGAUAAAGGAAUCGGAAUCCCGGGAAUCCCAGGAGAACCUGGACCUCAAGGACCAGCUGGCAAACCCGGCAUUGGUAAGGACGGUCACGAUGGUGCUAGAGGAGAAGCCGGCGUGCCUGGAACACCAGGUACCCCUGGGGCGAGAGGAUCUCCGGGCGCUCCUGGCCUCUGUGAUCCAUCAAACUGCUACAGACCACCUCAACCUCUGUACAUGGUCGGCGGGAAAAAGCCGGUCAACUUUAAGGGUCCAUGAAUAGAAAGACACUAACCGUCAUCACGGGGAACACAGAGACAGUCCAUUUCCCAUAAACUUGAAGAGACUUUAAAUGGUGCCGUGAAAAAACACAAACUUUUACAGUUGUAUAGAGACAGGUGACUGCUGUGAUGGUGGAUUCAAUUCAGAUGCUCAUUGUUGUGCCUUGUACAUAAACUUGUACGGUUGGGGAGAGGUGUGUUUGUUCUUUCUGAGGGUUUCAAUUGUAGACAAAGAAAUAAAAUGAUUUGAAAUGUAUGUUUCAAUUCUUAGGACACAAAGAAAUAUGACCUUGUAAAUUCAUUUGGCAAUGUUAAAUCAACUUGCAAAGUGCCAUACUGUUCAAUUUUGCAAGUCAUUUUAUAGACCAAUGUUAGUCAUGGUGCCAGAAAUUAAGCUAAUGCCAAUAACAGUGUGAUCCGGUAAUGGGCAACUUAAAAUAAAUCAUGAAUACCCAACAGAUUAAACCUAAUUUCUCU
Messenger RNA from Paramisgurnus dabryanus, 4483 nucleotides. NCBI's taxonomy places the organism in Eukaryota, Metazoa, Chordata, Actinopteri, Cypriniformes, Cobitidae. The record is from RefSeq and is a predicted model, not a curated record.